GAUGGAGACUUUCUGAUCUAACACCUCGUCGGGAAGCUCCUCCUCGAACAGCCACUCGCUGCACCGCCAUGCUGCAGCUCAACGACUCGAUGGAGCCGGAGAGUCCCGGCGCUGCCAUCCUCCACCCCGCGGACACCGAGGAUGGGGUGGAGGUCGCCUUCACGCCGCCGGAGGCCGACCGGAGCCUGGGCCACGGAGCCUCCGUGGCCUGCUGCCCCCCGCUGCAGACGCUGACACCUUUCAUCGUGCACAACCCCACAGUGCAGGCCAAGGUGAAGGACUACUUCGUGUUCAGGCCAGGUACCAUCGAGCAGGCUGUGAGCGACAUCAGGACCGUGGCUCUGCCCUCUGAGGAUGGAGAGGUGCUCAGUGUGUGGCUGCUGGCAGAAGUCGACCACUGGAACAAUGAGAAGGAGAGACUUGUGCUGAUAACUGAAAGGUCGCUGCUGGUGUGCAAGUACGACUUCAUCAACCUGUUGUGUCAGCAGGUCGUCAGGAUCUCUCUCAACGCUGUAGACACCCUCUCAGUCGGAGAAUUUGAGUUUCCACCCAAAUCCCUGAACAAGAGAGAGGGUUAUGGGAUUCGCGUGCAGUGGGACAGACGUCCCCGGGCCUCGUUCUUAAACCGCUGGAACCCCUGGUCCACAGACAUGCCAUACUCCACCUUCACGGACCACCCCAUGUCCCAUGCUGACGAGAAGGUCGCCUCUCUGUGCCAGUUGGAUAAUUUCAGGACCCAGCUAGUGCAGGCAGUGAAGAAAGCCCAUAAGGAUCACCCCAUCCCUGGUCGGGCUAACGGCGUGCUUAUCCUGGAAAGACCCCUGCUCAUUGAGACUUAUCUAGGUAUUAUGUCCUUCAUCAACAAUGAGGCCAAGUUGGGCUACUCCAUGACCCGAGGAAAGAUUGGCUUCUAAAAGCUGCAAUUUCUCCAAAUUACAACAAAAGUUCCAACCCAUGUGUCUGUGUUACACUGCACUGUCUGAGAGAAGCUGUCGCUCCGCUGCAGUGUAAAGAGCAACAAUCAGUGUUUGUAAGUUGAGCCCAUGAGAUUUCCACACCUCCUUAUGUCGGUGUCACAGACAAGAGGUCAGCCUAAUGUAGGUAAAUGAUGUGCAGCACUGCAUGGAGUGUCUACUCGUUUGUUUUUUAGUCGCUACAGUUCCUUUCUAUCAGGGAGCUGCUCACACAUCCAUCAUCAGCAGUGAGAUUGAGGGAGAUGAGUUGGAAAGAGGAGACAGCACUUGCAUCAAUUUAUCACCUUGGUUCUUGUUCUAGAUUGAGCUUCAUGCUGCCUCAUGCUCCUUUUGUAACCACUAACUGACAGACUGUCUUAUUAUGAUGGUCAGAUUUUGGUAUAAGAGUACUGACGUCAGGGUUAAAGAUUAGCUUUGUUAAAAAAGAAAAAAAAUACACAAAGAAGAGAGCAUUCAAAGUGAAACAUCAGCCAAGAAUAUCUUCCACAUUUGCUAUGGUGUUAUUCUGGAGGACUGCAUUAUUCCGACAAUGUGGCCAUAGCGUAGCUUCUUGGAAAGGAGCAGCAGCUGGUGGAUUGCAUUUAAUGGUCUCAUCACAUGAUUACUGUAAUAAAUGUUACUAAUAUGGAAACUGCUCAAAGAUCUGCACUUCUACACUGAAGAGCUCCAAGUUACACUUUUAAGUAUUUAUGAAACAUGUGCAGUAGAAAUGAUGAAUCACCUUCUUCUCUUGAAUUGGUCAGUGUGAGCGUCUUUACAUCACCACGUAUACAUUUGCCUGAAUUAUGUCUUUCCCUGUGACUAGGGAGCUGCUGUACCACUUGAUGAGCUGCACUAGCUAUUAUAGCUAAAUUGUCUUGUACGUUCCGAAUGUUUUAUGCAAAAUGAACUUGUAAACCAUGUCUUUGUGUUUGUAAGCUGCCUUCAUGGUUCUUCAACAUGCAUUCGUGUUAGGCAUUCAGAUGCAUUGACGUCUGCACAAAAUGAAUGACAUGCAAAUAGAGCUAUGUAACAGUUACUUAACUACACGCUGUGAUUCUUGUUAAUAGAAUUUAGGUGAUUUUUUUUCUUAAGCUGAACCCUAUUGUACAUCUUUGUGCUACCAAAGGUAACAGACCAUAUUUUCAUGCUCAACAAUGCCAAUGAUCUAUUGUGUCCCAAAAUGCCUUUCACUGGUCUUAACUUGUGCAUGUUUCUUGCACGUUGAGUUUGCAUGACAGAUGUUUUUUAAAAGUAAAUCCAAAAUGAAAUGUGUAUAUACUAAUAAGAUUUUAUUUAUGUGAAGUUAUGUUAACGUUAACACAUUAGCAGUUCAUAUUUCAUAGCCAGUUCUGAAGAAUUUUGUUCAGGGAUUUUGAGAGGGAUUAACUUAUUGUCACAAACAUGAGGAAAGUUACUUUUGUCCUAGAUAUUUGGAGCACAAUGGAGAAUAGUUAAUGUUCUUGUCAGGGCCUAAUCUCUGUUUGUUGUAAAGAAAUCUAUUUACAUUGAGUUCUUACUGCAACAAUGUGAUUAGAGUUCAAGAGGCUGUCCGGGGUUGGCUUUUAUAAAUGGAACAGCAUUCAGACAGAUGAGGCCUUGAAGCCAAGUAAUACGGUCAUAAAAUAUUUAGUCCCGCCUGUUAAUAUGAUGUUUGGAUUGUUGCUGACAUUUCAGUUUGGUCGUUGCGGGUAAUAACAAUUAAAUUAUACCAGUAAUGAUGCCGUAUUUGCAGAUUAAAGAUUAUGUAACUCAUGUCAUAAAGAACUAAUUUAAAAUGA
Limanda limanda (common dab) is the source of this 2734-nucleotide messenger RNA. RefSeq names its product tumor protein p63 regulated 1-like (gene tprg1l). The record is from RefSeq and is a predicted model, not a curated record. The coding region runs from base 69 to 914 and encodes 281 amino acids. The transcript has 6 exons. Gene Ontology annotation, cellular component: cytoplasm. Lineage: Eukaryota; Metazoa; Chordata; Actinopteri; Pleuronectiformes; Pleuronectidae.